Mirounga angustirostris (Northern elephant seal) is the source of this 1968-nucleotide messenger RNA. RefSeq names its product NDUFA4 mitochondrial complex associated like 2 (gene COXFA4L2). The record is from RefSeq and is a predicted model, not a curated record. Bases 1000 to 1263 code for a protein of 87 amino acids. The transcript has 4 exons. NCBI's taxonomy places the organism in Eukaryota, Metazoa, Chordata, Mammalia, Carnivora, Phocidae.
AGGACCGCAGUUCCCCAACGACGAUGGCAGUGAGCCUUCCCACCCUAGCAGCAUAGCCGACACCGGAGUUGGCUGCAGAAAGGGAGGCGAUUGUUCUGCCCUUCUAUCUCUGUGUGUCUUGUUCUCUUUCCUCCUUCACCAUCUUUUCUAUCUUUCCUUGACUAUUUCCCUUACCCCAUUCUCUUCCUCUCUAUCACAGCCAGAAACAGAGAGCCUCCUUGGGUGGCUCUGGCUUCAGCCCGAUGGGAGAGAGGCAGCGCAAGCAAGUCUAUCAAAACCCCAAACUUCACAACUGACUUACUCGAUCCUGAGCCAGGUUUAAAAUACACCCAGCUCCCCUGACUUCUAAACACUAUUCCAAGCCAACCACAACACAACUCAGAGAACUACUCACGACUAGAAGAGCUGGGGCUGCUUCAGUGCUGUGGGUCUGUCUGUCCCUCUCCUCCUCCCACUACACUGUGUAGGGAGACAGAACUAGGGCCUUUGGGAAUCUGCCAGCUCCCUGGGGAUUAGCUCUAGGGCUGUGCGGGAAGUGCUUCAGAUGCCCUCACUGGUCCCUGGCCCCUCCUGGUCCCACCCCUGAACCCUCCACCCCUGCACUUUGCUUGCAAGUCUGUCUGUCCGACUGCCUGUCCCGUGGUGAGUUCUUCCUGCCACCUCUGGAUCCUCCCUCAAUCAGUCUCUUGGUCAAAGCCUGCGUUGCCUCUCUCUCAGAUCAGUUCAGAGCCCCAGGUAUGAGGGUGUCCCCUGGACCAGGGUGCGGCCAUCAGAAGGAGUGCAAGAGCAGAAAGCCCUCUGCUUGCCGACACUUCUCCCGCUCGGAGCUGGGAACUGCGGGAGGAAGAGAUGAGUGGGGGUGGGGUGAGCCUGCUGAAGCGGGGCCCCGCUGGGCCGGGCUGGGCUGGGCUGGGCUGACCCCUCCCCAGUCGGGGGCGGGACCCCAGGAGGAGCGAAGGAGCAGAGCCGCUGGGGAGCAUCAGACGGCGGAGAGGCGCUAUGGCGGGAACGAAUCUCGGGGCCCGCUUCUACCGGCAGAUCAAGAGACAUCCCGCGCUCAUCCCGAUGAUCGGCUUCAUUGGCCUGGGAAUGGGCAGCGCGGCGCUGUACUUGCUGAGACUCGCCCUGCGCAGCCCCGACGUCUGCUGGGACAGAAAGAACAACCCAGAGCCCUGGAACCGCCUGAGCCCCAACGACCAAUACAAGUUUCUUGCAGUUUCCACUGACUAUAAGAAGCUGAAGAAGGACCGGCCAGACUUCUGAGCUGGCUGGGGUGCCAGCGAGUGGUGAGCAGUAAACCACCAUCAGCCAGCCAGCCAGCCGACUCAUUUCUUCCACUCUCUGCCCCUGCCCCCAGGGCGCCACUCCAGCCACCCUGCCCAGCUGCUGCUUCCACAGGCUUGGUUCCCACAGGAGGGGACACAGCUCCCCACCCCCUUCCCUUGCUCCCGCAGCGGAAGCGCCUCUGACCCUCAGCUUGAGUCCCACGCAGGGGGGGUGGGGGGAGUUAGGAGAGCAGGCAGUGUGUUGACCCAAAAGGCUCAAGCCAGCCCCUCUGCCCCCCUACCCGGGCCUUGGCAGGGUGUGGCUCAGGCUACGUGUUGAGCGUGGCCAACGUGAGCCAAGAGCAAGCGGAGGCCUCUCAGUGCCAAGUGACGUGGCGGGCCCCGCGUUAGGCCAGGCUCGGCCAGGCUCGGGCGCCUCGCGGGGGCGGUGCUGCUCUAGCUCGACUGGGCUUGUCGCCCGGCUGCCCCGCCUGCCCUGGAUGAGGCACCUUCGCCCCAGGGAAGCGCAGCGAGCGCCUCCCCGUGCCCAAGCCCACUGUUUCCCGGGCCAACAGGCAUCCCCUCCCGCGGCCUUGCACCUGGGCCUCCCCCUGCCAUUCUGCCCCUCCCUUGCUCCCCUCAGUCCCCUGGGAUCAAACAGAAGCAGCCGUGGGCAAAAUACAAUUUCAUUUAACAAAUUGAA